Messenger RNA from Saprolegnia diclina VS20, 1224 nucleotides. RefSeq lists its product as hypothetical. NCBI's taxonomy places the organism in Eukaryota, Oomycota, Saprolegniomycetes, Saprolegniales, Saprolegniaceae. The coding region runs from base 1 to 1224 and encodes 407 amino acids. The transcript has 10 exons. The record is from RefSeq and is a predicted model, not a curated record.
AUGGACCUCGAAGCGCGCUACCGUGCGGCAACGCUCGAGCAAAUUGAGAUUGAGCGACGCAUCGAAGCCAUUCACAACGCGCCGGCAGCCUUCUAUGUGCCACUGGACUAUGUCUUCGUGUGCGCAGUCGUUGCGUGCAUCUUGCCUCUGCUGGACGUGUGGUGGCAGACGCGGUCGCGCCAAAGACUCUCCUUGUUGCCUCGGCGGUCGCUGGCCAAGGCGAUCGCUCCGUUGCCGCCAACCGCAGCGGCAAGCGACUUGAAUUUUGAGGCUCGACUGUUGCAGCGCUGCUUGGCCGCGGACCCGGCGCUGACCCAUUUCAUGCAGCACGCGCUUCGUCAAGUGAUGCACGACCCCAACCAGAUUCGCACUGUACUUGGUGAGCCAGCGCUACAAAGUCUCGGUCGCGAGGAGUGGAAGCGCGUUCUCGACGCCAACUACUUUACGAUCCUAGAGUCAGUCGUGACGUCCACGUCAGCUUUUGGCGGCUCUUGUCCGCUACGCACGCGCAAGUGGCUUGCGCGGGGCCUCUCGGUGUUUGCAAUGGACCUUCGGAUUCUCUUUGAGGGCCAGCUACCACUUUUGCAAUUCUACCGGUGGCGCAGCACCCGCGCGACGAAGUGCCGGGGAAGUCUUCCGUUCGUGGCACUCCUCGCGCUGCAGCAUUUUGAGUCGAGCGAAGCUAGUGUCGAGCGCCGGGUCCAGCUGCACACCUGUAUCAAGUGCUUCAUGGAAGGCUUGAUACCGUAUGACCUCGAGCCUCGCGUGCUGCAUAGUCACCUCCUCCGUCUCGUUGUCCCAACCGCUACAGACAAGACGUCCUUGCUGACUCUACGGCUUGGCGCUUUGCUCCGCACCAACUGCUCGGAGGUGGAGACGGCGUUAGCGAGUUGGUCGCACGAGGACCGCGCCUACUUGGAACGCGAGUGGCGCACCUGCCACGACCACCCCAUUUUGUUUCAAGGCACACGCACGAUACUGCAGACCGGCGGCCUCCCGACGGUGCUGCGUUGCUUGAUCAACGCUGUUCGAGUUGCCCGGUCGAUGCCGCAGCCGGAACGACGCCAUCAGCGGCUUAUUAUUCGCUUCCAUUUGCUGGCACCCGAGACUUCUUUUGCAGUCUCUCGGGUGUUUCACUUCCGCGCCACUUCGCAUUUGGAUCUCAUCUUUAACGCCCAGGACAACGCGAUCAUGACGCCACGUCAUGUCGGUAACAAGAACUAG